Trichomonas vaginalis G3 is the source of this 561-nucleotide messenger RNA. RefSeq lists its product as uncharacterized. The record is from RefSeq and is a predicted model, not a curated record. Bases 1 to 561 code for a protein of 186 amino acids. NCBI's taxonomy places the organism in Eukaryota, Parabasalia, Trichomonadida, Trichomonadidae. The transcript has a single exon.
AUGACAAAGAAAAUAGAGCAAAUCAUGAACAAUAUUGGAUACCAUCCAAAUAACUGUCCAUUACCAAAACUAUCAAGACCAUCAACUGCAUCUCCAAUGGAAUUAGAAUCACAUAGUUUAGCGAACUACUAUGAUACUGAAAGACUCAGAUUACGUGAUCUUAGGUCUGAGCAGCGUAAGUCUAUUGUCGAAAAGCAAGAAGAAGAAAUGGAAUUAUUUAAGAAGAAAAAUAAAAUACGAGGAGUCGAUCAAGUGGAUGCUAAACUAGCUAACCUUCUUGUUCUAAGAUACAACCGUGACCCAAGAAUGAAGGAAAUGCAAGACAAUCUGAAACAAUCAUUUUCAGCUCAAAACAGAAUUUCACGAGCUGAAAGAGCCUACAAGAUGAAACUUGGCCAGUUAAUAUCAUCACAAAAAAUUGAACUGCAAAAGUUUGAUCGAAAAGUUGAAGUUGAACUUCAGCAUUUUGAUUCAAUUGCAGCUCAAGAGAUGAAAAAUCAAACAUCUGUCCUUAGGAAAUCUAUGCCAAUAACGUCUAUUCACAAUACAUUUGAUAUGUAA